Messenger RNA from Anopheles marshallii, 3441 nucleotides. RefSeq lists its product as uncharacterized. NCBI's taxonomy places the organism in Eukaryota, Metazoa, Arthropoda, Insecta, Diptera, Culicidae. Bases 343 to 3441 code for a protein of 1032 amino acids. The transcript has 3 exons. The record is from RefSeq and is a predicted model, not a curated record.
GUGCCACCAGGAUCGGAUGCCUGUCGACUAUGUUUAUGUGACAAUGGCCACCCAAAGGCUUGCAAAGCAGUGCUUUGCAGACCACCGAACGAUUGCAAAUCCUUUCAGAUUGGUAGUUCCUGCUGUGAGUUCAUCUGUUUGGAUGACACAAUAGGCAAUUCGGCAGAUAAAAACUACGAUGUCGGCAUGUGACUAGUAGCUACUGGAGUGAUCGUUACCUUUUCGUUAACCCUGCUUUUCUUCGUUAUCAGUCGCUUAAGACAUCGUAAAAGUCGUGCUCAAGAAGGGCGCGAAGUCAUCGAUGAUCCUAACCAACGCAAUUUGGUGAACAACGUGGGUUAUAUGGGAGGCAGUAUAGGUUAUCUCGGUGGAGGAACGAUGAACAUGGAUUAUUCAUAUGUAGACCAUGCUGUCGCUCCACACUACCAACUUUGGAAACCUCCUGGAGCGUAUUAUACGAGGGGAGAAGCUCCACCUCCUUAUGAAGAGGCCAUAGCCAUUGCUCACGCUGAAUCGUUAAGUUCGUGUACUGUAAGCGUCGCUACAUCAACAGGAAGAAAUUUUCCACUCGGAGUUGUGCAAGAUUCCGAUGCUAUGUCAAACAUUACGGCAAAUACUACGAAUUUAAUAAGUAUUAAUAUUAACGGAGGGGGGUCUGCCGCAAAUGUUACUGAGAUCGGUAGUGGGGAUAGCAGCAUGGGGGCUCGCAGUGUGGCCACUAUUACUAACGAAGACCCACCAUUUGUAACCUCCGCCAGUAACCGUGUUAGUGGUAUUAAUGGACGUUCAAACGUUUUAAACGGAGAAAAUAGGCAUAGUAACGAGACAAACGAUGACACAGCUAUGACAAUUUACAAUCAUCAAGUAUCGAAUAUUUUACACCAGAACGAUGUAAUCGAUGUUAACGCUGGGAGUCUCUGUGAAAAUGUAAAUUUAAGUAGUAAUCACCAUUGCACCGGAAGCAACACGAUUGCUUUCAGUAGCGUGGGGUCAGAUCUAUGCAUGAACUCUAGCUGCGAGUUGAAUAUUAAUGCCCAUCAGUGCAACUUAACGCAUCCUCAAGCCGCUGUUGCAGCCGUUAACGUCACUUCCGUGGAAUUUGGCGAUGCAGGAGUACAUAGAGUAGCUCCGAAAGAGGACCAUUGUUCUACCAUGUUUAAUAAUCCAAACCGUCUGUCGGAUGGUGUCGAAAAAUUUGUUGAUGCAAGUCAUCAUCGUCAUUGUCAGCAAACGGGCACUGGAAACUGUGGAGACGAAUGCGCACAAUUACCAAUUUCUUCUCAAUCUCCUAUAUCACAGUCAUUGAUACAAUCCGUCCCGGUACCAGCAAUGUUCAACGAUGAUAUGAUAAACGACGGCAAGUUUAGCAACUAUUCGGAAAAAUCCACUGAUGUUAUCAAAAACCGAUUAACGGGGAAAAAAUACCAUCGCACUAUUCCUCGUCAUUUUUCUGUUGUUGAUCCUAUAAUAAAUCCAAUCAAAUCAAACUUCAUGGCAGCAGGGACAGCAGCCACUGCCACUACUCCUUCCGAUUCUUCAGCAUCAUUCACUGUAUUGCAGCAGGAUCAUAUAUUGGGAGAUAUAAGAGAUAAGCAAAGUUUGCAACGCACUUCUACGCAAGGAGCGGGAGGCGUAACAACAUCGCCAAACAUAAUGUUGACCUCAGUAAAUGGAAAUACAACAGUAGCAAACCGGAAGGUUUGUCAAUGUCCAAUACAGCAUAAAACAGUGUCGGGUUAUCAGUCAACAACUGCUGGAAGAUCCUCGGUUCUAUCAUCAGUUCCAAGCGAUGAUAGCUACCGUAGCCUACGUACAACAUCAGCCGAUAUCAGUCUGCACAAUCGGGGCGAUACUAGCAACAAGCAAACAACAGGCUAUAGUAACCUGGUCAUAGUUGCGAGCAAAAGAAACAAUGGAUUAGGAACGUUGAGAGAAAGUUAUGGUACGGAAAGAACUGCACUAAAGAGAGGUAGCGAUAUGGGGCUAAUGAAUCAGCGGUAUCAUGAAAAGGAGCAACGUAAAACGGCUUUGACGUUUACUGACGCUACCGUAGGUACUGGAGUCAACAGGGUUAAGGCUAAGCAACAAAUUAAUUAUCAACAUCGUCCACACUUAAACCACAGCUCACACAGCGUUGCAUCUGAACGCAAGGUGAAUACUCAUUUGCCAUUGGAUGAUCUAGCGUCUACACGCUUGACAACCAGACCGGGAAUAGAAGGUGAAGAUCGGUCCCAUUCUAUUCUCAAAAAGCCUUCGUUAAAUACAAACGCAGAAAAUGAAGCGAACAGUGGUUUGCAUAAUCCCAUUUUACCCCCGAAGGCUAAAAAACAACAGCAGCAGCAUUCACAGUCACAUCAAAAUCAAGCAUAUAAUAAAAACAUAGCUGCUGGAAAUCAACAUCAACUGCGCGAAGGAAGUUUAGUGCAUCAGAAAUUAAUGUCCCUUCCAGAAAAGUCUAAUGAUGUUAACAAUGGAGGUGGAAACAAAUUGCGGGAACUUCGAAAGUCGCCAGUCCACGUUAACUACGAUACAGGUGGUGUGCUAAAGGUGUGCAAUAGCAAUGUUUUGACCAGUGGAUUUUCAAAUUCUCUACCCAGACACUCGUUUACAGCAGCACGAAAUUAUGAAAAGAAGCAGCGCAAUGAUAAUUUGUCAUCGUAUAAUUUCGGUAAGGGUUCCAAGUAUACCAGGUCCGAUGGGGCUGAUAGUGGGUACGAUAGUAAUACGCUGCCGAAAAAUAUUCCUAACCACAAUGGACGUAAAACAAGCCUAGUAACGGAAGCGGUAAACCACAUUCCCCCUAUUAUUAAUAUUCCAGUUACAUCACACAGUGCUAUGGCUUUUGGAAGAAAUGCAAAUUCCAACAAUCUAAGCAUAAAUACCAUGAACUGCUCCAAUAGUGCAACCGCUACAGUAGUAGGAAGCAGCAACCAUCCGUCAGUUUUACACGGUUCGACGGAAGGUGCGCUAGAACUCACUGUAACGAGCACCACCAGAAAUGGUGUUACCGGUGAUGGUGAUGAUGGAGGGACCAACAGCAAUUCAUCCAAACAGCCGAUUCUUCUGCCAUUGCCCGUGUUGAUGACGACUAUCACAAAUUGUGCCAAUCCGCGGGAACACAUCCUACCGAACGACAACAGUCUCGAUGAGGACUAUUUAAGCGAGUGCGAAAAUUGCAAAUCUUCCGCUAACAACAUGCGCUACUAUCUCGAUUUAGAAGAUGGUAGUAAAACUUGUGCUCCCAUACAGGAAACAAUGACAUUGCAAAGGAAAAUGCCAGACGUUGCAGAGGAGGAACAACAAAAUUAUUAUCGUGUAUCUUCGACAUUACCGACAAAUACCAGUAAACGAAAUGUACCGGUUGUCAACAAGGAUCGAGUAGCAUGGUUUUCUACUAUACCAGCUAGUUCGUCGUCGGAAGAUGAAGAAGCUUGUGAAUAA